AUGCGCGCCGGGAUCGGAUGCGUCUGCACGAAAAUCGCCGCCGUUCCUGCACGAAUCGCAAAGACCGCAGCCGGGGCCCUAUGUCCCGCAGCACACGAAGGUGCCUCACCUCGCGUGUUCGUUAAGCGUGACGGUGCCGGCGGCGGUGGUGCGAACCGUGACGGCGGUGACGGUGGUGGUGGCGGCGGCGGCGAUGGUGGUGGUGGCGACGGCAGUCAAGGGAACGAUCGGAAGCAACUUAAGGGCGGGGAAUCGGAAUCGAGGACUAGCAGCACGCGCCAGCCACACGCCUCGAGUCCUCCUCGGGCCUCCUCACCUUCGUCCUGGGCUCAAGGAAACACGUACACCUGGGACAGUUGGCAAGCGGGAGACAGGAGGGCCCCGGGAUCGUCUACUAGAACGAGCCUCCUCUCUUCGGGGAACCGACGAAUCGAGUGUCGGCGGCGACGCGCGAUACCAAACGAUUACCAGUCGUGUCGCUCGUUACGAGAUGCGGCCUCGGGAAAGGGCUAA
Messenger RNA from Monomorium pharaonis (pharaoh ant), 513 nucleotides. Its product is annotated as POU domain, class 4, transcription factor 1-like. The transcript is spliced from 2 exons. The record is from RefSeq and is a predicted model, not a curated record. Bases 1 to 513 code for a protein of 170 amino acids. NCBI's taxonomy places the organism in Eukaryota, Metazoa, Arthropoda, Insecta, Hymenoptera, Formicidae.